CUCGGCGCCCAGGGCCCGCCCGGUGGACGUCGAGAUGCAAACUCGAUACAUCUACAACUCCCUGUCAGUCCGCUCACCAGAGAUGGAACUCCUCAAGGCAGCAGCCAGAGAGCAUUCAAUUGUCGCCGUCUUGGGCUUCUCCGAGCGGAGCCCCACCAACAGCGUCUACAUCUCCCAGGCCGUCAUCUCCCCCGAGGGCGAGGUUCUCACACACCGCCGGAAGCUCAAGCCAACGCACAUGGAGCGCACCAUCUUUGGCGACGGUUCUGGUGGCGACUUGAACAACGUCGCCGAGAUUGACUUCGGCGCCGAACACGGCAAGAUCAAGGUCGGAUGCCUCGCCUGCUGGGAGCACACGCAGCCGCUACUCAAGUACCACACCAUUUCUCAAGGCGAGGCCAUCCACAUCGCCAUGUGGCCGCCUCUUGCGCCCUCGGCUGGCGUGGAGGACCCUGGUCUGUGGAGCAUGUCCGCUGAGGGGUGUCAGAGCCUGUCGCAGACCUAUGCGAUUGAGAGCGCUGCGUACGUGCUGCACACUACUGCUGUGUGCAACCAAGAGAGCAUCGAGGCGCUCGGGACGUAGGAGGGGAUUGUGUGCCGCCAGCCGGGGGGCGGGCACAGUUGCGUCAUUGG
Messenger RNA from Lasiosphaeria miniovina, 633 nucleotides. Its product is annotated as carbon-nitrogen hydrolase. The record is from RefSeq and is a predicted model, not a curated record. Gene Ontology annotation, molecular function: catalytic activity. Lineage: Eukaryota; Fungi; Ascomycota; Sordariomycetes; Sordariales; Lasiosphaeriaceae. Bases 35 to 583 code for a protein of 182 amino acids. The transcript has a single exon.